AUGCAUCUCUUACGCGAAGGACAAUUCGGCGUAGCUUCAACAUUCUUCGAAGAAACACAAAAUUUCCAGGAGAGUGGCUCGAGUCCGGAAACAAAUGGGGAUUUGUUCACAUCACAGAGGGACGAGAUCUUCGCAUCAGAUGGAGAUGUUUUGGGCGAUUUCGCUGCCGAAGAGUCACAAGGACUACAAGGGCAAUUCGAGACCAUGUAUAAUAUUUUACACCAACUCAAACAACGAAACCUUCGUCCAGCAAUAGAGUGGGCACAAAAAAACAGCAAAGAGCUAGAAGGUCGAGGUAGUAAUCUCGAAUUCGAACUUAACAAACUCCAAUUCGUUUGGUUAUUUCUAGGGCCAAACGUAAAUGGCCUUCCAGAUGACGAAAACAACGGUCUACCAGGUGCACUUCGCUACGCGCGCAUUUACUUUCCUCAAUUCCAAAGCCGUUUUCUCCGCGAAAUCCAACAGCUCAUUACUGCCAUGGUCUUCGAAUCUAAUCUACAAAACUCACCCUAUCAACAAACCUUCAAUACCUCCACCUCAUGGUCAGACGUCUGCAACUCUUUCACACGCGAAUUCUGUUCGCUUCUCGGCCUCUCCGCUGAAUCCCCGCUUUAUCUCGCUGCCACAGCCGGUGCCAUAGCACUUCCCACCCUCAUAAAACUCGCUUCCAUUGUGAAGGAAAAACGCACGGAAUGGACGACAGCAACAGAACUUCCGGUAGAGAUCGCAUUGCCCAGAAGUAUGAUGUUCCAUCCGAUUUUUGUAUGUCCGGUGAGCAAAGAACAGACGAGUGAAAUGAAUCCGCCCAUGAUGAUGCCAUGUGGUCAUGUAGUUGCGAAGGAAAGUCUGCAUAGGUUGAGUAAGGGCGGGAGGUUUAAAUGUCCGUAUUGCCCGAAUGAGAGUCAACCAAAGGAUGCGAGGCAGAUUUAUUUUUAG
Messenger RNA from Sclerotinia sclerotiorum 1980 UF-70, 936 nucleotides. RefSeq lists its product as hypothetical. Gene Ontology annotation, biological process: proteasome-mediated ubiquitin-dependent protein catabolic process. Gene Ontology annotation, molecular function: ubiquitin protein ligase activity. The transcript has a single exon. The record is from RefSeq and is a predicted model, not a curated record. Gene Ontology annotation, cellular component: GID complex; cytoplasm; nucleus. NCBI's taxonomy places the organism in Eukaryota, Fungi, Ascomycota, Leotiomycetes, Helotiales, Sclerotiniaceae. Bases 1 to 936 code for a protein of 311 amino acids.